Anguilla anguilla (European eel) is the source of this 7246-nucleotide messenger RNA. It is a transcript of the gene sp9, whose product is annotated as sp9 transcription factor. The transcript has 2 exons. The record is from RefSeq and is a predicted model, not a curated record. Bases 142 to 1461 code for a protein of 439 amino acids. Gene Ontology annotation, biological process: regulation of transcription by RNA polymerase II. NCBI's taxonomy places the organism in Eukaryota, Metazoa, Chordata, Actinopteri, Anguilliformes, Anguillidae. Gene Ontology annotation, molecular function: RNA polymerase II cis-regulatory region sequence-specific DNA binding; DNA-binding transcription factor activity, RNA polymerase II-specific.
CCUUACAACUAGGUGGUUAGUAGCUCCAAGCCAAGAGUGUAAUCAGUCGUGUAACUGCAGGAAAGCCGACAGUGUUUAGGUCAGAUCGAACAAGCGCCGUUCUGUCGUUGCGACCAAUUCAAAAUAUCACAGGCCCUGGAUAUGGCUACGUCUAUACUUGGGGAAGAACCACGAUUUGGAACUACCCCCCUAGCUAUGCUGGCUGCAACUUGUAACAAAAUUGGUAACACCAGUCCCCUUACCACUCUCCCUGAAUCCAGUGCUUUUGCCAAGGGUGGGUUUCACCCUUGGAAAAGAUCAUCUUCAAGUUGUAAUUUGGGAUCCACCCUCCCAGGAUUCGCCGUGGCGACAAGCCGAGGAUCGACCGGACUAACGUCAACAACCGGGACGGGCAACAGCGCGUUCUGUUUAGCUUCCACUUCCCCGACCUCCUCCGCAUUUACGACAGAGUACAGCAGUUUAUUUUCCAACUCGGCGAGCGUGUCAUCGCAAGACUCGGGACAGUCAGCAUUCAUCUCAAAAGUUCACACUUCAGAAACCCUGUAUCCGCGGGUAGGGAUGGCACACCCAUACGAGUCUUGGUACAAAUCUGGCUUCCACUCAACCAUCUCCGGGGAAGUUGCAAAUGGGGCGUCCUCUUGGUGGGACGUCCACACUAACCCCAGUUCGUGGCUCGAAGUCCAAAAUCCGGCCAGCAGUCUGCAGACCUCGUUGCACUCUGGAACUCCCCAAGCCAUACAUUCACAGCUGAGCGGUUACAAUCCAGAUUUCUCAACAUUAACGCAUUCCGCCUUUAGUUCUACCGGGAUAAGUCCUACAGCGUCCCACCUUCUAUCCACCAGUCAGCACCUGUUGACGCAAGAAGGUUUUAAAACCGUGAUUCCCACGUACACAGACUCCCCCGCCGCGAACGCCAUGAUCUCAGGAGCCAGCACAGGCAUAGGAAGCUCCUCCAGGUCAUCCAGGAGAUACUCCGGCAGGGCAACGUGCGACUGCCCAAACUGCCAAGAGGCAGAGAGACUUGGGCCUGCCGGAGCCAGUCUCCGAAGGAAGGGACUCCACAGCUGUCACAUACCUGGUUGCGGCAAGGUGUACGGCAAAACUUCUCACCUUAAGGCCCACCUGAGAUGGCACACUGGGGAGCGGCCGUUUGUCUGUAACUGGCUUUUUUGCGGCAAAAGGUUCACGAGGUCCGAUGAACUGCAGAGACAUCUUCGGACCCACACCGGAGAAAAAAGAUUUGCUUGCCCAGUGUGUAACAAGCGCUUCAUGCGGAGCGACCAUUUGAGCAAGCACAUAAAAACUCACACCGUCGGAGGAGGAGGGAAGAAGGGAAGCGACAGUGACACCGACACCAGUAACCUGGAGACCCCCAGGUCCGAGUCCCCGGAACUUAUUUUAGAGGGGGUAAACUCCAGCAGAGUUACGGUCAAGGACCCGUCUCCACAUAACGACUCGUAAAUACCAUGAGCCACGAAAUGCGAAUAACCUCGAAGAUUACUUCAAAAAUACGUAAUCUAAAAUGGCAAAUUUUUAUUAAAGAAACGGGUCUGGGAUUUGUGACACACUGUAGGCUACGAAAGGUAAUAUUUACAAGAAGAUUUCAUAUUUUAAACUCAAAACCUUUUAUAAUCAAAUCAAAUUCACAACACACGGUAAUAUGAAAUAUUUUUAAAAUCCUUAAUACGCAUCAUAUGAGAUACAAAUUAAUUAUAUUAUAUAAGAAUGACUGGCCGUAUUUCAGACAAUUCAAGACAGACUAUGUAAGAGCAUAAACGAAUGACUUUUGUAUGGAAUAUUGCGCAAAAGGUGAGCAAACCCUAUGAACUUGGUGGAACAAUGUAUAUCGUUGACAUUCAUUGUGUACAUAUAACAGCCAUAAGGAACGUGUUAUAAUUCUUGUAAAUGUUGAUUAUGAUCGUUUUGUCCGUGGUUUGGUUCCUGAAAUUCAGGGAGUUUUCCUUUUACUUUAAAUGCACUUUGUGGAUAUCAGUAUGUAUGUAAACUGCUAUUUAAAUACGAGUUAACCUUUUUUCGAGCCUCGUACGUUCUCAAGAUAUUAUAAACAUUUACUUGUACGAAAAAACACAAGUAGACCUAAAUCUUUCAUUUUCUUUUAAUUAAAGGUAUCUGCAACAAAUAAAAAAACUUUCGUUAUUUGAUGCAGGAGAUCUUAUAUAUUUUCACAAUCCCUUUAUUUUUCACUUAAUGCUGAACUAAAUCAUUUUGAACAAAAUGUUUUCAAAUGACGACUUGAUCUAUUUAUAUUUUAAGAUUGGCAAAUGUAAAAUAAAGGAUUCAUAGGCUUCACCAAAAUCAAUCACACUCUGAUUAAAACAAUCACACGUCUGCUAAAGUUUUCUCGGUGGGAUACAUCAAUGUUUAAUAUCCCACAACAGAGAUUUCAUGGCAAAAUGAAAAUCUUGUUAAAUGUUAUUAAUUAUGACUUGGAGCACACAGUAGCCCCCUGAGUCUUGUAUUCCCGAUUAGGGAUUCGUGUCUUAUCAAGUAUCUAAUUAAUCUCCGAGACAUCAUUUAUUCGGCCCAACAUCCCUUCGGGAAACUCUGGAGGUUUUCAUGACAAAGCUCUCUUGAAUAUCUAUUUUAAUUGUUCGAAUUAACUGCUUAAAUUUGCAUGUCAAAUGGAGAGCUGGCAACCCGAGAAUAAAUGUAAAGCAGUUUUAAGCUUUUUUAAAAUAUAAAAAAAAAAAAACCGCAACACUUCAUUUGAUGUUACGGGAAGGCAAAUGUUUCUUUCAUUUUAGAAAGGAAAAAAAAGAUAGCCUAUAUGCAAAUAGUGAAUUUGAAAUGCUUAUGUCGCUGCACAGUCAAAUGGCGCUUGCAUGUUAUUUGAAUAUCUGUAGCCCCGCAUUGAAAAGGUUCAAGGAUGCUCUCUGACUUCUUUGUGCUUAUCCAGUGCAGCGUCCGACUCUAAAGAAAAACCCAGGGAAUAAUUAGAGUGCGAGACUAGGCCUGGGAACGCAUUGGGGACAGGAAUCUCAUUUAGACAACCCUUUCAAAAACGGCAAGUUAAAUUGACCAGAAGGCAAUUAUUCAGACGAAAAUUAUUUUCAUUACCUUUAGAAUCCUGACAGCUAUUUAUAGACGAGAUAACGUUAAAUAUAAAAUAAAGUAAGGUUGUCAACUGUUAUUUCACACUUUAGGAUUUAAAUUAUAACGUAUUUACACGUGUACUUAUUUUAUUACUGUUCUUAAAUAUGACUUUCAUCCAAUGUCUUAAGAUAGAAAAAACGAAUCUGCUUCACCAAACCACACUGAAUUUUUUUUAAAUGAAGAAGUUUAAAAGUGAAUCCUGAGUCUUUUUUUUUGCACUGUUUGAAAAAUAACCUAGAUAAAUAUUGACAGUGCUCUCUCUCUCUCUCUCUCUCCAUAUAUAUAUAUAUGAAAUGAAAAUUUAUAUAUAUAUACUUUUUGGUGAGGAAGAUACUCCAUAGAAUUCGUGGAACACAUUUAGCAAUUAUAUGGUUCCAUUAAGUUUUACAAACGGCACUGAAAUCGACAUGAUCUAAGUGGGAUUAAAUCUGUAGGGGAAAGCCGUCGCCCGGAGAGGCAGACAGUAGUCGUUGUCAGUUACCGCCUUUGUUGAGUUUCCCUGGUAUGCCCUCUUGCUGUGCAUUGAGCAGAAGUCAUCUUUGUUUUCACGCCACAAUGAAAAAAAAUAUCAAAGAGGGGAGUCCUGGUCCAGCCUCGCGGGGCACAGGGUUAUACUAACCAGCUCAAUGAUCAAUGAGCUCGCGCCGCUGUUUUCUCUGUUCUGAAAAUGCACAGAAUGCCACAGUUCCGCAUCCAAACCCGCCCCAAAAUCUGUUGUUCCUGUAGCAGUUAAAUCUUAUUCAUUCUCCCGGCCUCUGUUCGCUACAGUAAUUGUAUAUUUAUCCGCAAUAUUGUUGGAAAUAUUAAUAAUUACAAGAAAUAAUGGUGAACGAACAUUGCUAUAUGUCAAAAAAUCAACAGAUAGCCUAUAAAUAAAACGCAUAUUUUAGAGAUUUAAAUGUGAAUCUUAAAAUAACUGAAUAACUACCAUAACAUAAAAUCAAGUUUGCUGACUGAAACAAAUUGAAACAAAUGUUAUUUAGGCAAUCGAAAUGUCAAUAUGUUUUAUUGACGCAGUUUGUACUGUUUCAUGUCAUAAGAAAUUUGGCAGUUCAUCCAAUCGAUCCCGCUAUUUAAACGUUUUUAUGUGAAUGCAAUUAAAUAACUUAAACUGUCAUCUUGGUAUUCACCAAGAAUAAUAUUUUUGUUUAUACACAGGCACUUUCAUUAGAACCUGUUAUUCACGACAAUGAAAUCACGUUUCCGACGUAUUAGCGCCACCCUCGGGUUUAGCUGAAUUUGCAAAAUAAGGUCAAGCAUGAUAGAAUUUUACAAUGUCGCAUAUUUCUAAACGUCCUUGUACUGAAACGAUAUGAAAAUGAUUUUAUCAUCUAUCUCUGAUGAAUUACGAUUUUAAUGUUUUGUGUGGGUGAUAUGUCAUUUUGGGAAAAUAAAUCCUUGUUUUGUGUUGUAAAGAAAAAACGAAUUUCACUUCAUCACGCACCCGUGAAUCAUGUGAUGUGUUUGAAAAUUGCCGUUCCCAUUAUGGACUUCUAGGUACAACUAACAUCUGAAUCAACGGGUUAAGCAUUUUAGGAACGAGUAUAAAUGAAAAUAGCUAGCUUUCUCAAAGAUAUAAGCAAAUGGGAAUGGAAGCUAACCUUUUAGCUCAAACCGGGUUACCUGAGUGUUGUAAUUACAGUAAUUAUGUACAUCAGAAUUACAUACUAAUUACAUUAACAUCAGAUCAUUCUUAAUCGAAAUCUAAUGAGCUAGAGAGGAAGAAUUAAUCAAUGACAACAUAAAUACGGGCCUUAAUAAAUAUUAAUUUAACUUUCGAGCGCAGCUCACACAGGAUUAAGCAUUUUCGCGAUUUUUUUCCCCAUUUAAUCAUAAGGUUUAGCUCAUGGUGCUAUUUGCUUUGGUGACGCUGGAAUGUAUUUGCAUGCUAUCAAUGGAAAAUUCUUGAACAAUUAUUUCAUUGUAUUUAUAUUUGAAUAGCUAACAUAAUGCAAUUAAUGUAAAUAAAUAUUCUAACCUGUAGCCAUUUUAAUUUUAGUUUUUUUCCCCUAAAUUUAAAAAUUAGCUUUAUUUAAGGAGGCCUUAUCUUUUUGAGUGAAAUAAGUGCAUGGAUGCAAGAUUUUGACAAUAUCCCUUAUAAGAAUUUUACAACAGACGUAGCCUAAAUAAAUCAGGAAAUGUAUACAUUAGACUAAUUAAUUACUGUAGGUUGCUGUAUAGGAAUUAUCCUGCCGUAUAGCUACGGAUCCCAAUACAUGAUUUGAACUUCUACGACGUUUCCUAUAUUUGGAUGUGUAUCUGGAGCAGGCCUGCUUGAGACAUUUGUAAAACUACCAAAUAUUAGCGUGUAUGGUUUAUUGGAGGAAAGCAAACAUUCCUUUCCAGAUUGAAUGCCGGUUCGUUACAUAAUUAAACCUCGAAAACGAGAUUGCAUGCGAUCGAGUUUACACGUCUCUGUACAGAAUAAAAAAUGUAACUACUCACGAAAAUAAUUUUAAUAGGACAUUGGGCCACCAUCGUUGUUGAUGUAACUGGCUGCUCUUGCCCCUUGCAGGCUGAAAUUUGCGGUCAACUCAUCAGCGCCUGCUUUCUAUUUUGUCUAGCACUUCGCUUUGGUGCACUUCCGCACACUGCUGAUGGUGUUGUCCCUCCUUGAACAUUCCAUGCCGACAUUACCGUUUCUCGAAAAACAUCAGUUUAACUGUCUUGGUCACCGAAGCUCCCGCCAAAAACACAUCAAGAAUCAUCCUUCGUACAGAGUCAGAGAUCACCUCUUGCAGUCAUGCACGCUAGUUAUAAUUAUAGGCAUCCAGGCCUGUCCGGCAUUUAGGCUACAUGACCCUGUAUGCUGAGAUUGAUAGCCUAUUUGUUUAAUGAACAGAUGAAACACCUGUGGUAACCUCCAUUGCACACAUUUGUUGCGCCACUUUUACCCAGGUGUUUACAUUUUUUUGUGAAGGCCUACACCUAAUCUAAAGCACAAAUAGCACAAUCUGACGCUAUCUCUGCGUUUUAAAUGUAUAUAUCCCCGUAGGGCCAGCAAGACGCGGGAGAUAUUGUGGACUUUAAGGACCUAACACUUUGGUAAUAAAACACAUAGGACAAAUGCGUUAAAGCGGAUCUUCGUUUAUACACAUCCACUUACAAAUUAAUGAGUUUAUUCAUAACUGGAACCCAAUAAUAUUAAUUUUCUAAAUGAUCUUCAUUCAAUAGUUCUUAAUUAUGACAUCUUUAAUUAUUGAAAUUACAAAAUAAGAAUCAAGAAGUGUUUUUAGGCUACUAAUGUUAGCAUUAAUAAUAAGAAAAGCAAUCGUGUUAUUAAAAUUAGGCUUUGACAAUUAUAGGUCCAAAGCGUGAUUAGUUAUUCGAAAAUGCGUCAUGAUAGCCAAAUUUAAGGAAUCAACAAUAUGCGAGAUCCAAAAAAAAAAACCACUACAUAUCUACAUAUUAUUGUUACCAGUUGCUUUAUCAGAUUAAGCACGUAAAAAAUCUCAGAAAUAUCGGCCUAGUUCAUAAACAUGGAAAUUAUAUCGAUUUAUUGAACAGAUAUUGAUGGCUACCUUUUAAAUGAUGUUAGACACCCAGGGACAAGAACGCUACGUUUAUGCAGUACAUAAUAGUUGGGUGAAAACGCGCAAAUGUAGAGCCAGUUUAUGACAUAUCGAGGAACUAUAUCUUGAAUUGCAAUGAAACACUUGCAAUGAAAGUUUCUUGAUUUACAAUGAAAAAAUAAUAAUACGCGCAUGCUGUGCGAUUCACGCGCCAGACGUUCUCCAUAUACGGAUAUAGCUUCCUUAAAAUAAAAAAUAUUUAAAAGUAUAUUGAAUCUACGGAAAUUUCUUAAAUUAUGCCAAAACACGGCUAAUACUGUCAACCACAUUUUCGAUGUUUAAUCAGUUUUCACUUAACAAUGAAGUCUUGUACAAGUUAAAAUAAAUUGAUCCAAUUUUCACAAACUGAUCAUAAUAUACAGACAUUGCCAUUCUUGCCCGUAUUACAUGUCUCAGGACUGCAAAAAUACAAACGUUUUUCCAUUACGCAAAAACGACUCUAUUUGAGAUAAAAGGAUUUCAUACAUUGCUCGAAUUUGUAUGCAAUUAAGAUGCCUAUCUGGAAGAUUUGAUCGAGCUGCGGACAGCUCGAUCAACAGAGCCAAAUCGGACAGAAGAGG